Uranotaenia lowii is the source of this 3129-nucleotide messenger RNA. RefSeq names its product aminopeptidase N-like. Lineage: Eukaryota; Metazoa; Arthropoda; Insecta; Diptera; Culicidae. The coding region runs from base 1 to 3129 and encodes 1042 amino acids. Gene Ontology annotation, molecular function: peptide binding; metalloaminopeptidase activity; zinc ion binding. The transcript is spliced from 5 exons. Gene Ontology annotation, biological process: peptide catabolic process; proteolysis. Gene Ontology annotation, cellular component: cytoplasm. The record is from RefSeq and is a predicted model, not a curated record.
AUGGCCGUAUUCAACUCGGUGAUUGUGCUCUGGGUGUUCGGGUUUUUGACAGUGUCUAGUGCAGUUGACCAAAGGCUCCUUUUCGAUAGUCCUGUGAGUGUUGAUCCGACGGGACGAUUGGCAAGACAAUGGCCUCCAAAACGAACAGAUGAACUGUCACCAUUGCAAGAAGUCGAUGAAACAUAUCGUCUGCCGAAGACGAGUGUCCCAACCCAUUACAACUUGCACAUAAGGAGUGAAAUCCAUUCGGGUAACCGGGCCUUCAGUGGGUCGGUUGAAAUUCAUCUAACAGUCAUCGAAGCAACGAAUGCGAUAAUUAUCCACCAUCGUGGACUAACGAUCGAGUCCAGUACUCUCGCUUCGGUACCAGCAACUGGAAACCCUGUGCCAUUAGCUAACCCAACUGUGUCAUAUGAUUCCCGAGUUGAACAUUUGAUCUUCACGAGUACAGAAACUCUGAUUCCAGGAAACUUCCUUCUCACAGUUACGUUCUCAGGGACACUCACAAAUAACGAUGAUGGUUUCUAUAUUUCAUCUUAUGUUAACGAUGCCGGUAUAACACGCUUUCUAGCCACAACAAUGUUUGCACCUACGAGCGCCCGAAUGGCAUUCCCCUGUUACGACGAACCGGGUCUGAAGGCCACAUUCACCAUUUGGAUCACACAUCACAACUCCUACAACGCAAGGUCAAACAUGAGGUUUAGCGUAGAAUCACUAGCUGCCCCAGAUAGCGAGUACGCUGUGACAAAAUUCGAUCAAACUCCGAUUCUGUCCACUUAUUUGCUAGCCUUCGUAGUUUCCGAUUUUGUCGCGAAAGGAACUUCUGAGAUGCAUAAAGUAUACGCUCGACCCAAUGCCAUCGAUGAGGUAGACUUUGCAGUUGAGGCUGGAGAUAAAAUCAUUGCAGCUCUAAACUCUCACCUAGAGAUAAAUUACUUCACCUAUAUGCCUGAGAUGAAGCAGUUCGCCAUCCCAGACUUUGCAGCUAGCGCCAUGGAAAAUUGGGGAUUGGUGACUUACAGAGAACACGUCCUACUCUACAAUCCAUCUUUGAGCGAUUUUGUUACAAAAAAGAGUGUUGCAACCGUCGUUGCCCACGAAUUUGCUCAUCAAUGGUUUGGAAAUCUAGUGACUGCAGAAUGGUGGGAAUACAUCUGGUUGAACGAAGGCUUUGCCACUCUGUACCAGUAUUAUGCAGCUCACAUGGCGUAUCCGGAUCAGGAAUACUGGGAACUGUACAACACUGAAGUCAUCCAAGAUGUUAUGGUUCCGGAUGGGCUCGUGACUACGAGGCCCAUGACAUGGAAUGCAGAUUCCCCUCCUAAAAUUAGGGCGUUAUUCGACCGAGUAGCUUAUCCCAAGUCUGGAAGCGUCUUAAACAUGUUGCGUCAUGUUCUUGGUGAAGAAAAUUGGGCAGCUGGCCUACGAACCUACCUCGAGGCACGUAAACUACAGAGCGCGAAUGCCGACCAUCUCUACGCCGGAUUGCAAGCUGCGAUCGCGAAUAGAAACGUGUUACCUGAGGGCGUCACAGUGAAACAGAUCAUGGACACCUGGGCUAACGAGCCUGGAUACCCAGUAUUGAGUGUUCGUCGAACGUACGAAACCGGUGAUGUGAUUAUCUCACAGGAGCGGUUCAUCUCCGAUCGUAAAGUUUCAAACACGAAUAUGUGGAUGAUUCCAUACAACUUCGUGCGCCAAUCAAUGGCAGAUUUCAAUGACCUGUACAACUAUGAGUGGCUGUCUACCAAGGCUACCCGCAUCAGUACACAAAUUCCAGCGAACGAAUGGAUUAUCUUCAACAAACAACAGGUCGGAUUCUAUAGGGUUAACUACGACAACCACAAUUGGGAGUUGAUUAUCAACGCCUUGAAGGCCAACUGGGCUAGUGUGCACCGUUUAAACCGUGCUCAGUUAAUCGAUGAUGCCCACUGGUUGGCUCGAUCAAACAGGCUGGAUCUUGAGAUUCUCAUGAAGUUACUAACCUAUUUGGAAAACGAAAUGGAAUACGCUCCUUGGACAGCUGCUAGCUCCGUACUGUCCUACUUCAAUGGAAAGCUUCGCGGAACUCCAGACUAUCCUCAUUUCUUGACCGUAGUAAAUAAACUAAUUGACAAAGUUUACGCUACCUUGCAAAUAACGACGGUGUCCGACACGGAAACCCUGCUGCAUAAGUACCUCAAGCAAACAAUUUCCACCUGGGCCUGCAUUGUAGAUCACAAGGACUGUCUUCAACUCACUAAGGAAGCUCUUACGAAUGAAGCCGUUAACGAGGUUAUGGUUAACCCAGAUGUCGCUUCCGUAGUCUACUGUUACGGCCUUCGAGAAGCUGGAGAAACCGAAUACCGCUAUCUGUAUCAACGCAUCUACCGAACCCAAAAUUGGGCCUACCGUCUAUCUAUCAUUGAUGCUUUGGGAUGUUCCCUGAAUAAGGAAUUCCUCAAGGCAUUCCUCCUAACAGCAGUCAGCCCGAAUGGAGCAGGAGUCGAAAUCAACUACAAGGCCGCCGAACGAGAACGUAUUGUACAAUCGGUGUAUUUCGGAAGUCGUGUAGGAGUUGACGCGCUCAUCGAGUUUCUGAUGGACCCUAAAAUGAUCGACGAAUUUAUAGCCAGAAUUGGAACAGACGCAUUGAAUAAUGCUAUUAGAAAUAUAGCUUUCCAAACGAACAGCCUCGGGGAGCUGGAUAAGCUCAACCAGCUACUGGUUAGCCUUGGGUCGCGGCUGACGGAUGAAGCUAUCAAUGCUGCUCGAGCUACAGCUCAAAAGAAUUUGGAUUGGCAGGGAUCAUCCGAGGGUUUGCUAACAUCUGAGUUGGUUGCUGAAUAUGCCGCAGCUAUUGAACAGGGAACAACAACUGUAGAUCCGGGUGUAACGACUGAAGUACCAGUGACGACGACCAACCAACCGGUAACAACAACCAAAAAUCCGUCCACUACUACCAAGCUGCCGGAUACCACAACUGAGAGCUUGGCAACUACAACCGAUAGCUCUGGAAAAUCCACUACUCCUGCUUCUCAGACCACCAUUAUUGGCGUUUCCACAACUACUGAGGAUGAUGGAGCAACGACGACUGCAGUUUCAUUUGUCCUCUUGACAAUUUCAACGUUUGUUACAUUAUUCAAUUAA